AUGAGCAGUACCGCAGUUCCGGCGGACAGUCGCAGCAGAGCCGAGCCGCCGCUCGAGGACCGGACACGGAUACAUCAUCAUAGCCUCGACAUUCUCCGGUAUCUCUUACUGCGGUUUGAGUACUCUGGUGUGCCGUGGCCUCUUCCGUCCAUUCACAACAAUCAUAAAUCUGCUUCUUCUCUCUCGUUCAGGUUCAGAGUCGUUCGUGGUUACGAGGUCAUUAUGAUGCGUUCAGGAAACAAGCCAAAUGGGGAGGGAUUGACAUUGAAUGUUGGCCAACGCCAGAAACUAGUCCACUAUGUUGAGGAAAGAGCAAAUGAGGCUAUCCGUUUUUACCAGCAACUGUUUGGAACUGUGAAUCAGGAAGUUCAGCCAAACAGAGCUCUCAUAGAAUUGUUGUUGAAUACUAAACUUACUCUGGAAGAUGGGAAUUCUCUUUAUGGAACGGUUCUUGCUAUGGAAGUGAAGGAGGAAUUUGCUGUGGAUCCAAGUAAAGCCCCUGUUCCCGAUGGCUGGACAGAUUCUCCAUUCCGCCGUGAAACUGAAGUUCAGGCUAGAGAUAUCUUGCAUUGCUUUAUCUUUGAUGAUACAGAUUUCACCUUUAGGAACUUGAGCAAGAACCAUCUUGAUGGACUUUUUUCAGCUGAAUUCGUCUAUUUAGAAGAAUGCAUUGCUCUUCAGGGGAUGCUUGAAAGGGCCAAACUAGGCCAUGGUUUCACAGAAGGCGAGCUGUUGCUGAACAAGAGCAACAUAGACCACGGAGGCAAGCGAGAAUGAUCACUAAUAUAACACCGUUCAUAUCAAAGUUGUCCGAACUGGAACUUGUUGAUUCGUUCAAUGCCAUUCAGGGAAUGCCACCAAUUUAUGUUCUUUAAAUCAGGAGCUGACAUUACUCUUUUUGCUGUUUUUUUAUGUAUCCUUCCUGCCUUGUACAAUGAGUUCUGGACAGUUUUUGUUCUUUCAAUGAAUUCUCCAUUUCAACUGUCGAAGUAAUAUUUUGCUUGUUAGAAGCUGUGGACAUUUAAGCAGCGAUGUUAAGAAUGAAUUAAUCCAUUGGUAGAAUGCAGUUAGGCAAGAA
This is a messenger RNA of Linum tenue, 1078 nucleotides long. NCBI's taxonomy places the organism in Eukaryota, Viridiplantae, Streptophyta, Magnoliopsida, Malpighiales, Linaceae. The record is from the annotation of a GenBank genome assembly.